This is a messenger RNA of Clunio marinus, 330 nucleotides long. The record is from the annotation of a GenBank genome assembly. NCBI's taxonomy places the organism in Eukaryota, Metazoa, Arthropoda, Insecta, Diptera, Chironomidae.
AUGAAUGUGACGAUGCUAAUUUUAAAAUAUGCUUCGGUGUGUAGAUUUUCCAUAAGCAGUGCUAUGUGGUUAGAAAAAGGGACUCCAAUAAUGUGUCAAGAUGAAUAUAUUUAUUUGUCGAAAAUGAAUUGGCAAAUAUUUCAAAAUUAUAACAAAGUUUUAAGCUUACAAAGUCAUGAUUUUCAGUUGACGUGGAAACAAACAAAUCUGACGGCAAAAAGUAAAAGCUCAAGCACCGUGAAAUUUCAUUCUCCAACUAAAUCUCAGACUAAACAAUCUACUAAAGCUAGUUUUACAAUGAGAAGACAUGUUUACAAGAGCAAAGAAUGA